CUGUCGGGGGGAUACUAUUACUACCUCCCUCUGUAUAUGAAGAAAAUCAAGGAUCAGAGAGCUAAGAAGAUGGCUUUACUAGGUCUUGUAGUGGCAGAGCAAGGAUGUGAACUCACAUCUUUCCUCCUGCGGAGCCUGCAGCAUUAACCCUUGUCCAGUACUGCCUUCCUGGCAGGGGACACCCAGACAGCCACAAUGCAGGGCAAAGAGAGGCGAGCACCAAGUGCUGUGGCAACACAGAGGACAGAGAUCCUGCUCAGGCACGGUCGAGGGGAGUGAGCUGGAGAGGAGAGAAAAGAGUGUAGAGAAUCACGCUCAGCUAUUGUGCUGGCCUUUGAAGGAUGCACAGUCUUUGACAUCAGAUCCCCUGGGACCCUCAAGGAGCACUAGUGCCCGGAACACACUGAGGCAUGGCAGGGAGGACAGCCCUGCAGCCUGCCGGCCCUCACCCACAUCGGCUGCUAGCUCUGUCCUGCUGAGCCACUCCGUCUGGAGACCCCAGGACAGCACCUGCCUCCUGAGGUUGUCCUGGCACAGUCGUCCACAGCGAUGGUGGAGAACUGGACUCCACAGACUCACAACCUUCCCGUCAGGCUUCAGGGGCCAGCAUCCUUCAUCCUGGGACUGGCGGCCCUGAACAAUGGCUGAGGGCCAGGGGACCCCAUAAAAUCACACCACAGCUCACGGGGGCCAGUAGCGUUCCAGUGCCCGUGGACUAUGACCACCUAUCGGCCCAUUCCCAAUGAUGGUGUGGACCUGGCAGCCAGUUGUGGGGCCAGGGGGGCCGACGUCCUCCCCGGGCCCCACGCAGGGGACUAUGCUCCCAUGGGAUUCUGGGUUCAGAACGGCGGGGUGCCCCAGCCCAUGGGGGAGAGCCCCGUCGGCGCCACCACCCGCCCCAGCCCCACCACCCCCGCAGUGCCCAAGAUGGGUGUGCGCGCGCGAGUGGCCGACUGGCCGCCCAAGCGGGAGGCCCUGCGGGAGCAGAACAACCCCAGCCCCUCCCAGGACGCCGACGGCGCCAAGGCCACGAAGGUGGCCCAUCCCAUGAGGAGCGUACAGAACGGACAGCCCCCGGCCAGCGCCCCGGCUUCCUCGGGGCCCAAAGCCUUCCACCGACUCUCCAGGAGAAGGUCCAAAGACGUGGAAUUCCAGGACGGGUGGCCGCGGUCCCCCGGCAGGGCCUUCCUGCCCCUGCGGCACCGCAGCAGCAGCGAGAUCACCCUGAGCGAGUGUGACGCGGAGGACGCGGGGGAGCCUCGGGGGCCGCGGCACACGGGGGCCCUGCCCCUGUUCCGGGAGUACGGGAGCACGUCCUCCAUCGACGUGCAGGCCGUGCCGGAGCAGAGCUUCUUCGACAUUCUCAACGAGUUCCGCAGCGAGCAGCCCGAGGCCGCGGGCCCGCAGAGCCUCCGCGAGCUGCUGCAGGCCGAGCCCGGGCCCCACGCGCCGGGGGGCAGCGGCGGGGCCAGGGGGGACCCCCGCAACGGGCAGCCGGCCAAGGAGAAGGAGAAGGCCCGGAAGAAGGCGGCGCGCGGCCUGGGCGGCGACGCCGCGGACUCCUCCAUCUUCCGGAAGCUGCGCAGCGCGAAGGCGGACGGCGAGGCGGGCCGGGCCCCGGGGGAGGCGGAGGAGGGCCGCAGCCCGCCCGAGGCCGGCCGCCCGUGGGUCUGCCAGAAGAGCUUCGCGCACUUCGACGUGCAGAGCAUGCUGUUCGACCUCAACGAGGCGGCGGCCAACAGGGUGGCCACGGCGCAGCGGCGCAACACCACCACGGGCGCCUCGGCCGCCUCCGCCACGGCGGCGCUGUCGGCGGCGCGGGCCCACGGCCUGGGCGGCCUGGACGCCGCCUUCCCCAGCACGGAGGACCUGAACUGCAAGGAGAACCUGGAGCAGGACCUGGGCGACGACAACAGCAACGAGCUGCUGCUCAGCUGCCCGCACUUCCGCAACGAGAUCGGCGGCGAGUGCGAGCGCAACGUGAGCUUCUCGCGGGCGGCCGUGGGCUCCCCGGGCGGCGGCGGCGGCGGUGGCGGCGGCGGCGAGGGUCGCUCGUCCGAGCCCGCGCUCAGCGCGCACCGCACCAACGCCAGCAUCUCGGUGCUGGAGGUGCCCAAGGAGCAGCAGAGGACGCAGAGCCGCCCGCGGCAGUACAGCAUCGAGCACGUGGACCUGGGCGCCCGCUACUACCAGGACCACUUCGUGGGCAGAGAACAUGCCAAUUACUUUGGUGUGGAUGAGAAGCUGGGACCAGUGGCUGUGAGCAUCAAACGGGAGAAGUUGGAGGACCACAAGGAUCAUGGGCCUCAGUACCAGUACAGGAUCAUCUUCCGGACCCGUGAGCUCAUCACCCUGCGGGGCUCCAUCCUGGAGGAUGCCACACCCACUGCCACGAAGCACGGGACAGGCCGGGGCCUGCCCCUGAAGGAUGCCCUGGAGUACGUCAUCCCCGAGCUCAACAUCCACUGCCUGCGGCUGGCUCUCAACACUCCCAAGGUGACCGAGCAGCUGCUGAAGCUCGACGAGCAAGGGCUAUGCCGGAAGCACAAAGUGGGCAUCCUCUACUGCAAGGCCGGCCAGAGCUCAGAGGAGGAGAUGUACAACAACGAGGAAGCCGGCCCUGCCUUUGAGGAGUUCCUGUCCCUGAUUGGGGAGAAGGUCUGCCUGAAGGGCUUCACCAAGUACGCUGCCCAGCUGGAUGUCAAGACUGACUCCACGGGCACCCACUCCCUCUACACGACAUACCAGGACUACGAGAUCAUGUUCCAUGUCUCCACCCUGCUCCCGUACACCCCCAACAACAGGCAGCAGCUACUAAGGAAGAGGCACAUAGGAAACGACAUUGUGACGAUCAUCUUCCAGGAGCCAGGGGCGCUGCCUUUUACCCCCAAGAACAUCCGUUCACACUUUCAGCACGUCUUCAUCAUCGUCCGAGCCCACAACCCCUGCACUGAUAAUGUCUGCUACAGUAUGGCUGUGACCCGAUCCAAAGAUGCUCCUCCUUUCGGUCCCCCCAUCCCCAGUGGAACCACAUUCCGCAAAUCUGACGUCUUCAGAGACUUCUUGCUGGCCAAGGUGAUUAAUGCCGAGAACGCUGCGCACAAGUCCGACAAAUUCCACACCAUGGCCACCAGGACCCGUCAGGAGUACCUCAAGGACCUGGCUGAAAACUGUGUCUCCAACACACCCAUUGACUCCACUGGCAAAUUUAACCUCAUCUCCUUGACCUCCAAGAAAAAGGAGAAGACAAAAGCAAGGGCAGGCGCUGAGCAGCACAGCGCAGGGGCCAUCGCCUGGAGGGUGGCGGCUCAGGACUAUGCCCAGGGGGUAGAAAUCGACUGCAUCCUGGGGAUUUCCAACGAGUUUGUGGUGCUCCUGGACCUGCGUACCAAGGAGGUGGUAUUCAACUGCUACUGUGGGGAUGUCAUUGGCUGGACCCCAGAUUCCUCAACGCUCAAAAUCUUCUAUGGACGAGGGGACCACAUCUUCCUGCAGGCCACAGAGGGCUCUGUGGAGGACAUAAGGGAAAUCGUCCAGAGACUGAAGGUCAUGACCAAUGGCUGGGAGACGGUGGACAUGACCCUGCGGCGGAACGGGCUUGGGCAGCUGGGCUUCCACGUGAAGUACGAUGGGACAGUGGCCGAGGUGGAGGACUACGGGUUUGCCUGGCAGGCCGGCCUCCGGCAAGGCAGCCGACUGGUGGAGAUCUGCAAGGUGGCUGUGGUCACGCUGACCCACGAUCAGAUGAUCGACCUCCUGCGCACCUCUGUCACCGUCAAGGUGGUCAUCAUCCCGCCUUUCGACGACGGCACACCCCGGAGGGGGUGGCUGGAGACCUAUGACAUGAAUACCUCGGAGCCCAAGACGGAGCCGGAGAGCGUGCCUCCCGGGAGCCGGCCCCCCUACCGCAGCAAUGCCCCCUGGCAGUGGAGCGGGCCUGCCUCCCACAACUCUCUACCAGCCUCCAAGUGGGCCAACCCCGGCACCCCCGGCCACGCCCAGUCCCUGAGCCGGCCCCCGAAGCAGACCCCCAUGGUCCCCUUCCGGGAGCCCCAACCCCUGCACAGCAAGAGGCCUGUCAGCUUCCCAGAAACCCCUUACACAGCAUCACCAGCAGGGGCCGACAAAGUCCCUCCCUACCGACAGCCUUCUGGGAGCUUCUCCACCCCCGGCUCGGCCACCUACACGAGAUACAAGCCAUCCCCAGAAAGGUAUGCAGCCGCCUCACACCCACUGCUGUCCUUCGAUCCUCACUUCAGCCACGAUGGGAUGUCCAGCGGCGACUCCUCCUCGGGCGGCUUGACCAGCCAGGAGAGCACCAUGGAGCGUCAGAAGCCAGACGUAGAGAGAGAGGCAGAGACACAGACAGAGGGAGAAGCAGGCUCCAUGCCUGGAGCCCGACGCGGGACUCGAUCCUGGGACUCCAGAACCGUAAUAGAGCCUUUGUGGCAUGUGCCCGCCCAGGCCCGGCUCUCAGCCAUGGCUGGAAGCAGUGGGAGCAAGCACGCCUCCAGGCAGGACGCAGCAGGCAAAGAUUCCCCCAACAGGCAUUCCAAAGGGGAGCCUCCCUACUCCAGUCACUCCAGCAGCAACACCCUCUCCAGCAAUGCAUCCAGCAGCCACAGUGACGACCGCUGGUUGGACCCCCUGGACCCCCUGGAGCCAGAGCAAGACCCCCUCUCCAAGGGUGGCUCCAGCGACAGCGGCAUUGACACUACCCUGUACACCUCCAGCCCCAGCUGCAUGUCCCUGGCCAAGGUGCCCCGGCAGACAAAGCCGCACAAGCCCCCGGGAAGCAUGGGCCUCUGUGGGGGCGGACGUGAGACCGCCGGGCGAUCCCACCACACAGACAGACGGCGGGAGGUCUCACCAGCCCCGGCGGUUGCUGGCCAAGCCAAGGGCUACCGCCCGAAGUUGUACUCCUCAGGCUCCAGCACCCCUACGGGCCUGGCGGGGGGUAGCCGCGACCCACCCAGGCAGCCCAGUGACAUGAGCUCGCGGGCAGGCUACCCCGCUCAGGUUUACAAAACAGCCAGCGCAGAGACUCCUCGGCCUUCCCAGCUGGCCCAGUCCAGCCCCUUCCAGCUCUCCGCCUCCGUCCCUAAGUCCUUCUUCUCCAAGCAGCCCGUUCGCAAUAAGCACCCCACGGGGUGGAAGAGGACAGACGAGCCCCCGCCACGGCCACUCCCCUUCACCGACCCAAAGAAGCAGGUGGACACGAGUACGAAAAACGUCUUCGGGCAGCCGCGGUUGAGGGCAUCCCUCAGAGACCUCCGCUCCCCACGGAAGAACUACAAAUCCACCAUCGAGGACGACCUGAAGAAACUCAUCAUCAUGGACAACCUGGCGCCUGAGCAGGAGAGAGAUGCGGGAUCACCACAGAAGAGCCUGCAGCGGACGCUGUCAGAUGAGAGUCUGUGCAGCGGGCGGCGGGAACCCAGCUUCGCCAACCCCGCCAGCCUGGAGCCGGGCCUGCCCAGUGACGUGCUCUUCACCAGCACCUGCGCCUUCCCCUCCAGCACGCUGCCCGCCCGACGCCAGCACCAGCACCCCCACCCGCCGGGCGGCAGCAGCCCUAGCACUGUCCCCACAACCGGCAGCAACGGCUUCCCAGAGAAGAAAUCCACCAUCUCCGCCUCGGAGCUCUCACUGGCCGAUGGCCGGGAACGGCCGCUGCGACGCCUUGACCCCGGGAUGAUGCCACUGCCUGACACAGCUGCUGGCCUUGAGUGGUCCAGCCUGGUGAAUGCGGCCAAGGCCUACGAAGUGCAAAGAGCUGUUUCGCUCUUCUCCCUCAACGACCCAGCUCUGAGCCCAGAGAUCCCACCUGCACACAGUCCUGUCCACAGCCACCUGAGCCUGGAGAGGGGGCCCCCAACCCCCAGGACCACCCCUACCAUGAGCGAAGAACCUCCCCUGGAUCUGACAGGCAAGGUGUACCAGCUGGAGGUGAUGCUGAAGCAACUGCACACCGACCUCCAGAAGGAGAAGCAGGACAAGGCCGUGCUGCAGUCCGAGGUGGCCAGCCUGCGACAGAACAACCAGCGCCUGCAGGAGGAGUCGCAGGCUGCCAGCGAGCAGCUGCGCAAGUUCGCGGAGAUCUUCUGCAGGGAGAAGAAGGAGCUGUGACGCGGAGCAGCCCCCCAGCCCCUGCGCGGGCCAGCUGGGGGCUCCUGCUCUCCCGGCCCCCAAAGCUCGCUGCCUGCCCGUGCAGGUGUGACCAAGACAACCCAGCCAGGGCCCCACUGCCCUCCUUGCGGACGCGGCCACCGGCCGGCAGUGGGCCUCACCGGGCUGGGAGCUGCGGUCUGCUGGGACCUACAGCCCCACAAGCUGGUGCGGUCGCAGGGCCCCUCGGAACCGCCCAUCUCUGGUCCCUGGGAACUGGACCGCGCCCACACCAGGCCCCAGGCGGCCCGUCUAGCCUCUUCCGAGGACCAAGCCCUCAGAAGCUGUAGGAGGGGCAGAGGGAGGGCAGGAGUGCAUCUCCAAACCCCGCAGCUCCAGGAGUCCACAAACCAGGUUUCUUCACCGCGGACAACAGAGUUUGGGCUUGUGGGGCCAAGCCCCCUGCAUGAAAAACCAGUGUGAAACUGGCCCGCGCUCCCCCCAGGCCCCUAGAGAGAGGAGGGCCUGUGUGGAAAGGGCCAGGGCUCUCACUCCCGGUGCACUAGCUCCAGAAAAGCACGAACAUUAACCCCUUCCGACCUUAUUCUUCCAAAAAGCAGCCAGGAGCACUUUCUUAGAAUAUUCUUUUCUUGAGACCCCAGGAUGGAGAGAGGAAACCCCAGCAUCCAGAGGCAGCAUCUUUGAGGGGAAACUCUAUUUGCACACUCGGGACCGUUUAUACAAGUCUUUUUUUCUAUCAGCCCCUCACCACCAGAGGCCACAGUGCCUGGGCCACCCCCCUUCCAGCUCCUGCCCUGGCCCAGGCGGCAAAGCCUCAUCUCUCCCCUCCCCCAGCCCCACCAGCUCCAACCGCACAGCCAGGGCCUCUCCCGGGCACCAGGAGGGGCUCCACGGCCGGGGUCAGGGCUGGCCAGAAGACAGCCUUCAUCUCCUCUCUGGUGGUGGUUUCCCUUCUCAACCAAGCGGACAUCGGACACCCUCACUGUGUUCCCCGGGGAGUGCUUUGCUGUGAGCCCCCACUAGACGCUGCUUCUCUAAAGGCAAUAAGGGGGAGCUUGCCAGUCAGCCAAGCCAGAGUGGUACUACGCUGUUCACCCAGGAAACAAGAGUUUCUUUUUUUCCUUUAAAAAAAAAAGAUAUAUAUAUAUAUAUAUAUAUUUAUUUUUUCAUGUAGAGUUGCGCCAGAACAAGGCUUGUAUGGCCACGAUCUGUGGAUCCCCCCCAACCUCACGCUGAGGAUCGAGGCGUGUCCCCCCAUGGGCUGGGACUCAGUGGGAGGACUCCAAGGGGUAAAGUCAGGGUGGGCAGGCCGGUGGGCUUUCCCAUUUGGGGAGGCAGCAGGCCGAGGGGGGGCGGCUAGCCCCGCUCCAAGCAGCACUCUCUGGGCUGGAAGCCAGCACCAGGUGGCCCAGCCCUUGUCCAGAGACCCCACCGCUUUCUCUUGGGGGCCAGAAACCUCAGGGAAGGGGGCUGUGGGGACCGCACGGGACACAGGCACUCAGGUGCCAGGCUGGACGGGAAGGUGCCAGGCUGGGCUGGCAGGGGCAAGAGCAAAGGGCACUCUUGUCUCCCUGCCAUCAACCUCUGACCCCAGCAGCACUGCAGUCCCGCAGGAAGCCCUCAGACCUGCCAUCGCCUGUCCCUCCCCCGUGGAGUGAGAGGAGGGCCGCAAAGUGGGGCCUGUGUGAUCCUCAGCCCUGGCCAACUACUGUGAUCUCUCCGCCCCUCUUCCCCACCCCCUCUCUGGAAGGGUUCUCCAGGACCACGAGGUGCCCUUCCCUCAGACCCUAACCUGGAGGCUGCCCCCCCCCCCCUUUUUUAAGUUCUCCUCACAUCUUCAGAUCAUUCGAAUCGUUUUUGGGGACCUAAUCAUGUACAUUGACAAGUGUAAAUUAUGAUUUUUUGGCUUUGUUUUCUGUUAUUUUUUAAGGAUCUCUGCAAAACUAUUUAAUUUGAGGUUGGUGUUCUAUCUGAAGGUUUGAAGAUAGGGGUUUUUUCAUAUGUUGAUUUGUUUCGUUUGGAUUUUUUUUAUUCUCCAUUGUCUUUUUUUUUUUUUUCCCCCUAUCCCUGUCUUGAAAUUUUCUGGCAUGUUUCUGGAGGUUUCAAAGGAAAUAAAUGUUUCAUAGAAAUGGC
This is a messenger RNA of Canis lupus familiaris (dog), 8262 nucleotides long. RefSeq names its product signal induced proliferation associated 1 like 3 (gene SIPA1L3). The record is from RefSeq and is a predicted model, not a curated record. The transcript has 23 exons. Gene Ontology annotation, biological process: epithelial cell morphogenesis; regulation of small GTPase mediated signal transduction; establishment of epithelial cell polarity. Gene Ontology annotation, cellular component: cytoplasm; Golgi apparatus; plasma membrane. Bases 718 to 6129 code for a protein of 1803 amino acids. NCBI's taxonomy places the organism in Eukaryota, Metazoa, Chordata, Mammalia, Carnivora, Canidae. Gene Ontology annotation, molecular function: GTPase activator activity; protein binding.